UGGGUUGGCCGGAGCCUGUGCAGGGGUAGGCGGGGGGCUUGAUGGUGGGGUUUGUGCUGCUUUGGGAAUGAACCAAAAAGUUAUUUUCUGAGGAAGUUUCAGCUCUGAACCAACAUCCCAGUGUGGAAGGAAAGGAAUCCAACCCCCUGUAGGCAGAGGAGCAUGAACAGGAUGACUGGCCCCAGAGCUAACACUCUCAGUGGUGCAGAAGGUCGCAGCAUCGCCCCCUCUCAGCUCAGAUGUCGCAUUGAAUCAAGUGGGUUCGGGGGGCUGAAGCAAAUUGGCCCCAGACCAUGUAUUCAGCAAAGUGGAAGAAAGUACAAAGGCAGACCUCGGCCAAUCAGAACGCCCCUCUCCGAAAAACCCCAAGUACCUCCUAAACCAGCCCACCUGAAAGCAUUGGGGAAAGAAAUCACAAACCACAGAAUUCCUCCUGCCCCAUCAAAGCCAUUGUCCCUAGUACCCAAACCCACCAGACGUCCUGGAAUUAAAGAGCGGAACAGGUCUGAGACCUCGGACAUCAGUAUCCUCAUCAAGAAGUUUGAAAGCCUUAGGCAACCGGUCCAGCUUGGGAGACACAGUCGUUACCAUUUUAGCAUCAAGAUGGAGCAAGGAACAAGCCCCCUGUGUUGUGCCCAUGUUUCUACUAGAGACUCAGAGAGUGGGAUCCCAUUGGGUGAGCAAGGAAGGCCAACUGAGGAGGAACCCAGUUCAGAAAGGCCCAGGGAUAACCUGAAAAUCAGAGACUUUACAAUAAAUGAUAUUAACAACUGUGGGGGUAAUAAUAAUGCCUCUAUGAACCGGACUGAGCAGCCUCCGCAGGAGAAUGGGAAUCUGACUGUGGAUCAUAAUGAUAAUGGGAAAAUUCCCAACAGAGACAGUGGCAUUGACAGCCCUUCUUGUGGUGUCGUUGGGGAGGUGUUUCCCAAUGACGAGAGCAUGGAGCACAAAAAGCUUUCCUUGCCUGUCCAUAUGGUGGAAAUCGGCAUCAUCAGGAAGAAUUCGGACUCAUCGUCUGUGGAUCAGAAAAGAGAUUCCACUCAGGAUGAGGACAGUGACCUGGAUGAGGGCAGCAGUGAAGAACAGGAGGCCAUGGAGGUGCCCAAGGCAGAGAACGUCGAUUCCACUAAGUUUUCUGAACAUCAGAGACUGUACAACAUCGCCCGGGAGCUGCUGCAGACGGAGGAGGCCUAUGUGAAGAGGUUGGAUCUACUGGAUCAGGUGUUCUGCACAAGGUUGUUAUCUGCAGGUAUCCCCCAGGAUGUGAUCAAUGGAAUAUUCUCUAAUAUCUCCUCAAUUUAUCGCUUCCACUGUCAGUUCCUCCUUCCCGAACUUAAGGCGAGAAUAAUGCAAGAGUGGGAUACGAACCCCCGGAUCGGUGACAUCCUACAGAAGCUGGCCCCGUUCCUGAAGAUGUAUGGGGAAUAUGUCAAAAACUUUGAUAAAGCGAUGGACAUGGUCAACAGCUGGACACAACGUUCCUCUACCUUUAAAGAGGUAGUUCACACAAUCCAGAAGGACCAAAUAUGCGGAAACCUGACCUUACAGCAUCAUAUGUUAGAGCCUGUGCAGAGGAUUCCCCGCUAUGAACUUUUACUAAAAGAUUAUCUGAAGAAACUCCCAGAGGACUCUCCUGAUUGGAAGGAUUCAGAAAAGUCCCUGGAGUUGAUUUCUACUGCAGCCAAUCACUCAAAUGCAGCAAUUCGUAAAAUGGAGAAGAUGCACAAACUGCUGGAGGUCUAUGAGCGACUUGGUGGGGAGGAAGAUAUUGUUAAUCCGGCCAAUGAACUCAUUAAGGAAGGACAAAUCCAGAAAUUAUCAGCGAAGAACGGAACGACACAGGACCGGUAUUUGUACCUGUUCAACAACAUGCUCCUCUACUGCGUGCCCAAAUUACGGCUCAUGGGACAGAAGUUCAGUGUUCGGGAAAAGAUUGACAUCUCUGCAAUUCAGGUACAGGAGACUGUGAAGAACCAUUCCCCUUAUAUGUUCCAAAUAAUUGGGAAAAAGAGAUCCCUGGAGCUGCAGACGAGGACAGAAGAGGAGAAGAAAGAGUGGAUACAGGUUAUCCAAGCGACGAUCGAGAAGCACAAACAGAACAGCAAAACCUUCCGAGCGUUUAACAGUUCCUUUUGCAGAGAAGACGAGAAUUGUCCCGAUUCACCGGUCGCAGGCUCGGGGGGCCCCUGUGAUUACUCCUCAGGGACGGAAGGCUGCGGCUCCCCAGGAGGGGCAAAUUCCUUCCGAAAAUCCUCCAAGAUAAAGCGGGAGAAGGAGAAGCCGAACUGCAAGGGCUGCGGGGAAAGUUUUCACUCCAUAACGAAGCGGAGACACCACUGCAAGCAAUGCGGCGUCGUGAUUUGUGCGAAAUGCUCCGAGUUUAAGCUGCUGCCGGAAAACAACCGACACAACCGGGUCUGUAAGGAAUGUUUCCCUCUCGUUCCCUCUGUCCCUGGAAGUCCGGGGGGCUCCGCAGAUUCAGGGGAAACGAAGAAGAAAGUGGAGAAACAAAAUUCCUUAUCUCCAGAAACCUGUGUGUUCAGCAGUAACCUCCUGUACCUGGAGAAGGGGAGGACAUGGACAAAAGUGUGGGUGUGUAUCCCCAAGAACGAGCCCCUCGUCAUGUACAUCCAGGGGAGCGGCCAGGAUGGGAGGACCCCUCGGGCAAUACCACUGCCGGGAUAUGAUGUGAGUUUGCCGAGUGCCGGUGACAAGUUGGACUUGAAACACGUAUUUAAAUUAUCUCAGUCGCAGCAAACUCUGUUUUUCAGUGCAGAGGAUGAAGAUUUGCUCCAGAAAUGGAAGGUGAUUCUCAGCAAAGCAUCUAGAGGCGACCCCUCCAUUACGGCAGAGGAUCUAGAAAAGUUCUAGAGACUCUUGUGCUUUUGAAACAGACUCAAAAUCUCCACUUGGAGCUGGAAGAGACGCACUUUGUCCUGCACGUAGUUAUAGCCCCGGGGUACCUCUCUAGCUUUUGACUUGCACAGGGUACUGGGAGUUGUAGCAAGAGGUGGAGAAGCAGUUGCUGGUGCCCAUGUGUCUGUAUCAAUAUUUGUAUGUCCAGUCCAGUUAUAAGUCUGAUUUAAGUUCCCUCCGUAUGAUGAUGUUUUGUCCUCAUUUGGGACAGAAGGUUGGAGGGUCGGGGUUCAAAGAGCCAAAAUAUUAGAAUUCCCGCCAUGUUGUCCGUCUCUCACUCUGUUCUGUGUAUUUAAAUAAGGAGAAUCCCAGAUGUUGUUCCGUGCUGGUUGUAUAUGUGAAUAGUAAAGAUAAUGUCAAGCACAAGACACAGUGUCCUACAGAGAUCCAACUGGGAGGUGGAAGAACUGGAACCAGAGCUCUGAACUUGCCAUUUGGACUCAGCCCUCAGCCCCUCUGAUCAUGGGAUGGAGGCCAAGGAGCAAGCUGGGGGGAUACACGUGUGUGGGAGUCUGGUUGGACAGAUAGACGGACUAUAAUAAGCCUUAGUCAGGUGGGUAACGGACAAUAAAGAGGAACCAGCACCCAGGGGUGAAGCACCCAGAACCAGUGAGUAUUGGGCACUUAGGAAGUUGCUUCCACUUUGUGCCAUAAAUUACAGAAAGGAGACGAAGUUGCAGACUUAACUGCCAGGUUGUGGGAAAUCUUCUUCCCUUGAGUGUAGAGUCGUCCAACCGUCUGAAGCCAAUUGGUAAAUCCUGGCACCAUAAGAAAGAGUAAGUGAAGUGGGUAUUGAGGGAGGAACCUGCUCAGUUUGGAAGAUGAGGAUGACAGUUAGAACAAGUGUCUUUAGGGCAGGUCAAAUGGACUCUCUCCAGCAGCUGGCAGUGUUGAUCCAAGGCAAGACAAGCACAUAUAUGGGAAGGGUCAAAGUGAAAAUUUUAAUUUUCAAAAAUUUUUAUGGCCAAAACUGUCAAAUUUGACUGGGGAAUUAUUAAAAUUCAAUUCGAGUUCAAAUUUGAUUUUCGAGAUUUAUCAUACACUGGCCCUUUAAGAACUCAAAUUUGACUAUUUGCCACCUAAAAGUAUUUGCCACCUAAAAAAUUUGAUUUGAGUUUUCAGGUCAAUCCUAUUCCCCAAGUUUUGAAAAUUACAUUUUUUUUUGAUAAAUUGCCAUCGGCCAAAUUUCGAGUUCAUGGGAGUUUAUGGGAGUUUUGAAAAACUCCCAUGAAUUCGAAAUUCAACCCUUGAUAAAUCUGCCCCAUAGAAUUGAUUCUCAUCUUUAAUCGACCAAUAACAUUGGCACAAAUAUGAUGGUUUUACUGGCUGGGCUGGAACCUAAAGAUUCAAAACCAACCAGAGAGGCGUAAUGGGGACGUUUAUGACUUAAUGGUUUCAUUGGUGACAUCACUCAAGGAAAAGCGAUUGUUGGCAUCAUCCAAAGGAAUGAGUAAAGUAGGAGUAGGCCAGUUGCUAAAACUACUCUAAUUGGACUUGCCCAGUCCUGUGUUGGCCACUAAAGGUGCAUUUGUUUGAGGGGUUCAAUGUGCUGCCCUGCAAUACCUCUCUAGAUGCCCAAGUACUGAUGUGUAGGGAGUAGUAGGUGCAGGUCUACUGUGUCUUUAGGAAGAGACUAAAUGCAGGUGGAAGAGUUGGUCUUUCUUUAGGCAGAGGGUGAAAUGCAGUUCUAUGUUAUAAUGUUUUGUUGGACUCACUGGGCUGUUGUUGGACCCUCAAAGGUUCUGUACUUGGCAGAGGGUGAUCAGAAUGACCCGCGGUGCUUUGUGGGACAUGUAGUUCCUCAGUUGUUAUGUACUGAUGUCAGGCCUCUGUAUGUGA
Xenopus laevis (African clawed frog) is the source of this 4755-nucleotide messenger RNA. RefSeq names its product FYVE, RhoGEF and PH domain containing 3 S homeolog (gene fgd3.S). The coding region runs from base 163 to 2871 and encodes 902 amino acids. The record is from RefSeq and is a predicted model, not a curated record. NCBI's taxonomy places the organism in Eukaryota, Metazoa, Chordata, Amphibia, Anura, Pipidae. The transcript has 19 exons.